CUAAUUUGACAGGUUUGUUACACGUUAUCUUUUUUUAAUACAAACUUUAGUAAACGGAUGAAAUGUUUACAAUGAAGAAAUGGCUUAUUAAGCUUAAACCCAAUGAUACCAGACCUCUUGCUAAAUUUUAUUGGGCAGAUCAAGAAAUGGAAGAAAUUUUGAAGGAGUUAGGAAGUUUUGUUGGUAAAAAAGACCCAGAUAGAUGUUCAAAAGUAGUUAGAGAGAUGAGACAUAAGCAAUGCGAUAUAUUAGGUCAUAUUGAAGCUAUGGUUAGGGAAAAUUUUAUAAAUACAAAUGUAAAUGACAAUGCCUGCAAAAAACACCAAAGCCCACAAAAUAAAUCAAACGAUAGUGAUCGACUAAACACUCAAAGUCUAAUAUCAAAUCCCGAUUUUGACGGUCGUUUAUUUAGAAUUAAAUACCCUGAAGAAUUGAAUAUGAGACCCUACCUAUUCCUUGAUAAUCUUAUAAAUUUAACAUACGAAGGAGAAAGUUUUAAUUCAAACUCUAAUUUGUUGCAAGAUCCUAUUCAUGAUCAUAAUACGAUUUUAAAUGAUCGCACAAGUUCGUUUGAAUAUAGCUCCAUUGACUCAAUCAACACAAACUCCACUUCACCUAAUUUCAAUGCAGGAUCAACUCUAUAUCCGGGAUUUAUUUGGUUUGCAGCUGAGUGCUUGGCCUUAGGCUCAUUGGCUAGAUUGCAAAGGUUGGAAGAUAUUCAGCAUCUUGUUUCUUUGUCAAAAUGUUUGAUAACAACAAUUCAACUUCUCAGAAAAUGUCUGAAGACACAAGCCUUAAUAGACCCCUCGCAUUAUCCCGAAACGGUUAAAAACGCGCUUUUGAUAUUCGAUAAAAUCUUCGCGAAAUUUGAAUUCAUAUAUAUCAGUAAUAUGGUGCCUGUUAAAACUGUAAAGGAAUACAAUUUUCUUCAAGACGUUAUAGUUUUGUUUUCGGAAACAUUAGAAAAAGCUAUAAAUAAGGGAUACAUCAAUCUAGAACAAAUAGAAGCAUACGAUCCAACGAUUAUGUUCACAUUACCUCGCCUUUCGAUUAUCAACGGUUUAAAGAUGUCUCCAGACGGGCCCUUAAAUUUGGAUGAAAAUUUGGGAGAAUUGGCUGGCAUGUUCAAACCUUUUCGUAACUUAUUAUCAAGAAUAAAAGAAUUUAUAGAAAUCCUUUCGGAUGAGGAAUUGAAGUCUUUGGAGUUGAAAGUUAGCGAUAAUCAACAGGAUUCAUUUGCAGAUUUCAGCGAGAAAAAGGAAGAAUGUAUCGAUCGUAACAAUGAAUUAAUGUUAAAGCAGUCUCGCGUUCUCUUGAGGAGUGCCAAUGGAACGAGAAACAAUCGUAAACCUAUCAGGAUAAUUUUAUGUUAUAAUUCUAGACAGAAGAGGGGAUUUUCUAACCUUAAUAAUCGAUCAUCGCGCAAUCAUAGGGGAAAAGAGCCCGAUUUUUUGCUUGAUGAAAGCUUUAUUAAAGAUGGUAGAAGGAUUGAUGUUAAUAGUAAGAACACGAUUAACAGUGAAAUAGUUACCGAUAAUAACAAUAAAACACACGUCGACAUUAAAAGCGAUAAUUUGAAAUUUGUAUUACGGAUAGGUCGGCGGAAUCAACACAAAAUCAGAAAAGUUUUUAAAUUACAUAGAGAUAAUAGGAGGCUUACAAAGUCUAUGAUGAAUUUUAUGAAUCAAAAUGAAAAAAUGAAUAAAUCGCAAAAUGGGGAGCUAUCCAAAUCUUUAUCUGAUUAUGAAUGUGUGCUCAAAACGAGGAAAGAAAUGUUGCACAUGCUCUUUGUUUGCAUAUCUGGCGUUGCCGAUCAAUUACAAACCAAUUUCGCUCCUGAUUUUCGGUACAUUCUAAAAAUCGUUUUCGAUAUACAUACUAAAGAAUCGAAUAUUGAUCUUCCGAGUCAUAACAAUGAAAAAGUUGGAUACGUUCAAUCCCCAUCAACCAGCAUUACUUUCGAAAAUAUAGAAAGCGAUGAUAUAGUUCAUGAAUCGAGUCGAAAUUUCCCUGCUGAAAAUAGAAACACUGCUAAAUUUUGCCAAUUUCCUACAGGAAAUAACGAGAUUUCCAACAUACAACAAGACUUAUUUGACACAUUAUUGCCCACCUUUUAUAUUGACGAAUCAACUCAAAAUAGGAAUUUCUUGAUACCCCAAAACCAAUAUAUCUGUACUGAUAAUAACAACCAACAUGAUGAUGCCACUGAAAGCGGUAGGAUUCAUAAAAUUUCAGAUCAAAAAUCAAAACCACCCUUAUGGAUGCCCGAUUACGUUUGCGAUUCUUGUCACUCUUGCAAAUCGAAAUUCACUAUAUUACGAAGGAGACAUCAUUGUAGAAAUUGUGGAAAGAUUUUUUGCUCCAAAUGUUCCGACAAUUUCAUAUCUCUUCCUCAUUACGGUAUAAAUGAAUCAGUUCGAACAUGUUUAGCAUGUUAUCCUGACCUCAAAUCGUCAAUAAUUAAUUAGAUCUCAAAGAGGGCACAAAUUUUUCAAUCAAUUCAAAAGUCUCCUUCCCUUACGAAAAUUCUGUAUACACUGAUGAAAGUGCUCAAUUAUUAUAAUUUGAGAAAUAUUUUAUUCAUUUUG
Messenger RNA from Gordionus sp. m RMFG-2023, 2588 nucleotides. Its product is annotated as lateral signaling target protein 2-like. The record is from RefSeq and is a predicted model, not a curated record. The transcript has 14 exons. Lineage: Eukaryota; Metazoa; Nematomorpha; Gordioida; Chordodea; Parachordodidae. Bases 63 to 2468 code for a protein of 801 amino acids. Gene Ontology annotation, molecular function: metal ion binding. Gene Ontology annotation, cellular component: early endosome membrane.